GAUAUAAUGAUCACACUGUUUGAAGCUGCAGACAGAAACAUCAGACUCAGGACAGAAACACACGACCUCUAAAAAAUGGAGCAAACUCUAUAUUUCAUUCUUCUUCUCAUUGCUCUCUGCUCCGUAUCUGAAUGUGUUCAGCGUCAGUAUCACUUUAUAAACGUGAUGAAGACCUGGACUGAAGCUCAGAGAUACUGCAGAGAGAAUUACACAGAUCUGGCCACCGUUGACAACAUGAACGACAUGAACGAGCUGAAGAAGAGUGUGAAUGAUGGACGUGUCUGGAUUGGGCUGAAGAAGACGAGUGUUGGUAAAUGGCAGUGGUCUUCAGGUGAUCCUGCGCUCUAUCUGAACUGGGCUCCUACACAACCUGAUGGCACAGAUGACUGUGCUUUUAUUUCAAAUGGACAAUGGUAUGAUUAUUCAUGUAGUAACAGCCGGGCUUUCAUCUGCAGUUCAUCUAACAACACGAACACAGGACUCGUCUUUGUCAACCAGACGAAGAAAUGGAGAGAUGCUCAGAGUUACUGCAGACAGAAUCACACUGAUCUGGUCAGUGUGAGGAACCAGAAUGAGAAUCAACAGCUUCAGAAGUUCAUCAAUGAGAGUCACAUAUCUGGUGAUGUCUGGAUCGGUCUGUUCAGAGACUCAUGGCAGUGGUCAGAUCAGAGUAACUCCUCAUUCAGAUACUGGAAUACUGGUGAACCUAAUAAUGCUGGAGGAAAUGAAAACUGUGCAGAGAUUUAUCCGAACGCUCAGGGACAAUGGAAUGACUACUUUUGCAACUACCAGUUUCCUUUUGUGUGUCAUGAAGAUAAACUGAUUCUGAUCAAAGAGAAGCUGACGUGGUCUGAAGCUCUGAGAUAUUGCAGACAGAAUCAUGUGGAUCUGGUCUCGGUUCAUUCAGAAGAGAUUCAGCGUGACGUGAUGAAUGUGGUUAAACAGGCGUCUACUGAGGCGGUGUGGUUGGGUUUACACAACUACUGCCUUAUGAACAUGUGGCUCUGGUUGAGCGGAGAGAUCGUGUGCUAUCAGAACUGGGCUCCAGGGAACGGAGUAGAACCGGAAGACUGCAACCUCGAGAAGAGAAAAGGAGCAGUUCAGUCUGGAGGAGAUCAGCGCUGGAUCAGCCGUCCUGAGACUGACAGACUCAACUUCAUCUGCAGCAGAUAUGAAGAGUGAAAAGACACGCAUUUGUGUGUUUACUUACAUUCAGUUUUCAUUCUUCAUUAUUUUUCUUAUUUACUUGUUUGAUUUGUUCUUUAGUAAUUUCUGAGUGAAUCUAUUAAUUGUGUUUUAAAAGUCUUUGUUUUAUUUCUGUAUAUUAAUUAUCAUGACAAUGUGAUUUUAUCAAUUUAUUGUGAGCAGCAGAUCUUAAGAAUGAUAUUAUUUGUGUCUCAGCAGAAUGAAAUCUUGUUUAUUAGAAAAGGAAAAUUGAAGUGAUGUCACAAUGAACUGU
This is a messenger RNA of Megalobrama amblycephala (Wuchang bream), 1459 nucleotides long. RefSeq names its product macrophage mannose receptor 1-like. The transcript has 5 exons. NCBI's taxonomy places the organism in Eukaryota, Metazoa, Chordata, Actinopteri, Cypriniformes, Xenocyprididae. The record is from RefSeq and is a predicted model, not a curated record. Bases 76 to 1182 code for a protein of 368 amino acids.